Messenger RNA from Lates calcarifer (barramundi perch), 8420 nucleotides. It is a transcript of the gene nrarpa, whose product is annotated as NOTCH regulated ankyrin repeat protein a. The transcript has 2 exons. The record is from RefSeq and is a predicted model, not a curated record. NCBI's taxonomy places the organism in Eukaryota, Metazoa, Chordata, Actinopteri, Centropomidae. The coding region runs from base 4710 to 5048 and encodes 112 amino acids. Gene Ontology annotation, molecular function: enzyme inhibitor activity; phosphatase regulator activity; protein binding. Gene Ontology annotation, cellular component: cytoplasm.
CACACACACGCACACUCACUCACUCACACACACACACACACACACAUUGAGCUCAGUUCAACAUACUUUCUGGCACGAAUGUUAAAGAACAACAUUGCCAAAGCGUCAUGAUGAAAAAUCGACAUUUUUACAUGACAGUUGCACAUUUAUUUUCCUCUCUGUGAGAGUUUUCCUUUCUGGACUCUCCUCUGCAGAGACGUGCGGGCACACAACGUCCCGGGACCCGCCUGGAACGGGACGGGAUGGGACCGGGAAAGGACCGGGACCGUGGACUGGAGGCUCCUCCUGUCUUGCUUGUCUGGCCCCGGGGGCUGCCCCCGGGUCUCGGCGCCAAAAACUCGGCCCCUGCGAACCACCGAGCUGCCUCGAUGUGCCCGGCACUCGAAGCAACACAACACUGCACACACACAAACACACACGACUCUGGGUUCUUCCUCUUGUCGCUGGGGGGGGGAGAAACAAGUCUUGUUUAUCAACACGGUGCAAUAGAACAGAUAUGGCUGCACAAAUAGAACCAGAAUAGACUUCUAUUAUCUGUAUGUGACCACUUUGCAUUGUGGAGUUUGAGGAGAGCUGGCGCAGCUCAGACUAACCGCCCAAAACCGUUCACACUCAGGGAUGACUAAAAGAUUUGUGUUAUUCCAAGUUAUUAAAUGUGAUCGGCGUGCGCAUUUACGCACGCAUGGAACGCUUUUUACGCAAUAUGAAUUGAGCUUUGUGGUGAUAGUUGAGAAAUAGUGAGAUUGUUUAGGGGAAAAAACAAAGAAUUUUAUCUCUGCUUGAACGAGUAUACCUACACAACAGUCUCAACGAUUGUAUCUGGUUUUGGCUGCUUCCCAGACAAACAUUACCAAGAAAGGCUCAGGAGUAAAGUGGUGUUGGUGGUGGGGGGGGGUGGAGGCAGGCAGAGAGAGAGAGGGAGAGAGAGAAAGAGGAGAGCAAAUGCCACAGAGUUUGGGGGAGAAACUCAUCCAAUUGUAGAAACUUUUGGCUCCUGUGGUCUGUGCAAAUGUUUUCCAAGUGUCCAGACGCGCUGAAGCCAAAAGCUCUGAUAGCGGACAGAUGUUCCUAAUUUUCCAGAAGAUGUUCUGCACCAUUCAGCAACCAGAAGAAAAAACAUAUAUAGAUACAUUAAAAAAAAAAAAAACCAUAAAAACGUAAGCUGUUCAUAAAAAUACCAGUCAAACCUGAAAGUAGCCAUGACCCCAUAACCUGUGAGAGUUUUGAAAAGCAAACUCCAGCAUGCACGCCCAGACUAGAGACCAUAUUUUAGAGAAGAACACACAUCUGUUACUGUGGCCUAUGUAAGAAGGUCUGAGUUGGGCAUCACCACAUUUCUGUGAAUGAGUCAGAGCCGCAGUCUUUGUUUUGGAGCGUUUGCAGCUGUGGGCCACUUGUUGUAGAGGAACAAACACAAAAAAAUAGGCAGCAGGCAGGCAGACACAAAAAAAAUCACCUGCAGAUAAACCUACCAAGUAUCCAAAAAAACAUGAAUCACAAUCACAGUCACCAAACCAAACAGUCACCAAAGGAAGCUGUUAGGGUUUCCUUUAUAUUCUCACUUGAGUGGGUCAUAAAGUCAAAGAUCUAGAUUCCAACAAACUUCUGACAGAUGUGUGAGAUUAUAUGGAGGCAAAAUGCUGAUUGGUUUGCAGGUGUCAGGUGAAAUUGCACUGUAGGCCAUACUGGGACCUUUGUAACCAUAGUUCUGUUAAACCACAGUUCUAGACAGUAUGUAAACUUGCAGUCAGCCACAGCAACAAUGCAGGUACAUCAGCAGUUCACUUGCUGCUGACGCUACCCUAAGCCUCAAGUCAAGUUUAAUUACAGCCCCAAAUCACACAUUUUCUCCACAGUACACACACUAUACAGUACCUUAUCUAUAGACUGAUUACAAACAACCUUGACCCACUCUGAUGCAUUUUAUACUGGGGCACUUGGUUGCCAAGACAUAAGGGAAGAUUAGAACAAACUAGCCUACAGUUUUUAAACGUUUGUGUGUAGUUAUUUAAGCUGUGGUUAAGUUUUCUUCUUUGGUAACAUAACCUGAAGUAUUUUUGUUGCUGUGGUUCGCUGCAGCUUAACAAACCAACCUGUGCACUGACUUAGAACCGUGGUAAAAUGUUCACUUUCAGGUGCCCCAGUUUAUGGCUUAAAUAGACGCCCACCAUUCAGCUGCAACACACAUGUUCCUUUAUAAUACAGUCCAAAUGUGAGGUGUAUAUGAACCGUAGUCUAUCUGAAAUAUUGCUGCAGUCGUUGGACUGAUUGAAUCGUGUAGGUUGUGACCUUCAUACGUUGGAUCUCUGUCGCCGUCUCUCCCACAGUGACGCGCACUCUUGGUGCAGGCAGAUGCAGCCACAGGCGUGCGCCAAAUGUACAGUUGAGAGUGUGGGAAAAAGAGGACAGUGUGAAACCCGCCAAGCCAUCAGAGCGGAGAGGCGGUUUGUAAAGUGUUACACAGAUGAGAUGAAGAAUGGGGGCCGCCAAACGGGGCCCCGAGAGAGGGAGGCUGAGACGCGUAUACCUGGUGUGGUUUCCACAUAUUUCUCUCUCCUUCCCCUCUAUCUGCCUAUCUCUGUCACUUUCACACGCAUUCUUUCGGUGUAGCUGUGUUUCUAUCUAUCUGUAUCUAUCACCACCUUUUUGCUCUCUCUCUCUCUCUCUCUCACACACACACACACACUCUCACAGUCACACACACACGCACAGGCGCCCAGUUCCCACGGUAGCGGGUGCAGCUGAGCGGCGCGUCAAUCUGCACACAGCGUCACCUCUUUUCAUUUGCAAAAAGGAAGUAGCGCAGGGCUUUUGUUAUUUGAAGUCCCACCGUCUAGUCAUUUAAAAAACAACUGGAAUAUAUCCGCAGUUUAUGAUUUAAACAGCCACCCAAUAUAAUCUCCCCCCUCGGAUGUGUUUUUAUAUGGCUCCCUUUUGGGUUUUUUUAUUAUUUAGUUUUACGCUUUGGUCCAGCACACACUGGCUCUGAGGUUUUAGUCAUGUAAGUUGUGAAAAGAUGCGUUCACAGUUGAACCUUGAGCCCUUACCCCUUAAAAAACUACUUGAACUUUAAACGCACCAAUAGCUCGUGUAUUUCAACGAUAUAACGUCAAAACAACACGUCUUCCUUGGUGAAGACAUUUUAUUUAUCCAAUUUCAUAUUUGUGCAUAAGUGAAGUGAUGUGUUCACUGGUUGUCACACUGCAGGGAAAGCUGGUUAAUGUAAAGCUCCAGCAGCAGCACAUGGCUGUCUACCGCACCCUCUCCUGGAUAGCAUGCCUUAGUAUGUCACUUUCUCAGCACCCAUGUAACAUGAAAUGGUGCUCGUGAGUCCAAAUGUGUUUUUUUUUUUUUUUUACUCAAAAAGACACUUUAAUGAACAAUUUAGACUAAUAUUAUGUGUAGUCCACGAACCAAUAGUCAGAUUCUGUCAAGAACUGUUUUCCUUGGGUCGUUCACCUUCCAAAAUAAAAGUCUAUUCGCCAAAACGUCAUGUUUUAAUAUUGCGUAAAAUAACCAGUGUCAUAGACGUGUUUUUGGAAAAUGAGAUUUUUCUAAAUACGCCUCCAGUUGGUUUAUUGCUCAGCUUUGCGUGAAUAAAAUUCCUGCUGAUGCUACAGUGACCGUUUCCAUCCCUGUCAAUGAGACGUGACUGACUUUUGUCUCGAGUUCCUGUUGAUGAUAAUCCAGUGGAUGAUCCUUUAAACAACCUGCCCGUUUUCUCAGCCGUUUACAGCCCUGCCAGCACCUCGCCUCUGGCUCCGAGUCCACUUCCUGGGGUCGGCUACAGGAGAUCGGAUAUAGAGCUCUCUAUACAUAAUAUUGCUGCGGGCGGCUUGUUUAAUAUUUCUGCAGCAACAAUUUGGCUCCCCCCUAACCCACCCUCGGAAGACCACGCCCCCUCCCUGCCAUAUUCACAGGAACACUGGUCCCUCCCCCUAAACGAGCCGGCAGCCUAUAACCUCCCCGGGUUUCCGCCCAUUCCUCCACAGUUGAUUCUUUGGGAAGGUAUUGUCAUGCAAAUAAAGGACGCGUAAAAUAUUCCCCCAGAGCGCAGCGCAGGGCAGAGACUCACACGGACCGCACGGAGGACACAGACCGGGGCCACACGGUGGAUUUCUAUCGUUUUCGUCGCUACGGACCCGUCCAUCUGUCGCAGACACCCCUGGCCACAUGAGCAGCGACAAUAACCGGGACGUGUAACCGGGAAACAGGUCGGACCGUUUAAGGAAAAAAAAAAAGAAAAACCUGCGGGGGACCCAGCAACGAGGAGGAGGCUGCCCUGUGGAGAUAAGUGGUCGUGCUCCCCAUUUCCCCUCCUCCCAAGCGAAGUCGGAGGUGUCUCUCUUCUCCAUCCCCUGCGAUAGGCUACCUGCUGCUGCUACAGAGGAGAAACUACAUCUAGAGGCUCCUGGAUCGCUUGAGAGCACCCUUAAAUGUUCUUAGGGAUUUUAGGAUCUCUCAUUUAUUAACAUUUUUGCACACCGAGUGUGUUAUUUUCCUCUCUUGUCCUUUUUGGGAUAUAUACAGUGAUCUUUUUUUCUUCUUUUAGUACUUUAAAGUGCCUUAAUAACUGGUUCAACUCCAGUAACUGUGGCAUUGUUACCAGACCAGAGACGCUCAACAGGGAGAAGACUUUAUUAUCAGCUUUAGAGCCCGGGCAGGAUUACUGGUUCCCACCACCACCACCGUCCCAGCGAGCUGCAACCAUGAGCCAGGCGGAUGUGUCGACUUGCUCCGCGCCGCAGAGGGUUUUCCAGGAGGCGGUGAAGAAAGGCAACACCAAGGAGCUCCACUCGUUGCUGCAGAACAUGACAAACUGCGAGUUCAACGUCAACUCCUUCGGGCCGGAAGGACAGACGGCCCUCCACCAGUCCGUCAUUGACGGGAACCUGGAGCUGGUAAAACUGCUGGUGAAGUUUGGCGCAGAUAUCCGGCUGGCCAACAGGGAAGGGUGGAGCGCUUUACACAUCGCCGCCUUCGGGGGCCACCAAGACAUUGUGCUAUACCUCAUCACCAAGGCCAAGUACUCCUCUGGCGCCCGGUGAUCUGCCUCUGCUGUCAGGUAAAAAGUAAAAAGAAAAGAAAAACGAGAAAAUAACGAAUAACAAAACAGCAACAAGUGGAAAAUAAAACUGCAACACACGGGAAAGCCAGGCUCUUUAAAAAAAAGAAAAAAGCAAGAAAACUGCCAUUAUCUACAUAGUUGUGCCAAAUUAUAUUCAAAAGGAAAUACAUAAUAGGCCUGCACAAUUAUCUUCCCUCACUGUUAAAACCAAACGGGGCCUCCUCUGCACUCCUGAGCGAAGCACCGCAUGGUUUCACACACUGGCUGCGCUUCAAACACGAAUCUUUUUAACAAAAAGAAAACGCCAUUCCGGUGAGUUUGUUGGUACUAAAGCUUUCCUCUUGAAUGUGUAAACUAGAUCGUGUCGUCCACUAUUGAAAAGAAGAAGAAGAAGAAGCCGGUCUCUUGUGUAUCACAUGUGUGUGUUUGGACUCCAGAGUGCAGAUGGCCCAGUUUUUUCUCUCUCUCUCUCACUCUCUGUCUCUCUAUCCAUGACCUCCCAUCGUCAGUUACAGUUGAAUAGUUUCUUUGUUGGGGGGGCAGAUCAGAUUUGACCUGUUGCUCCUCAUUGUUCACUUGUAAAAACCCUUCUCCCUUCUUUUUUUUUUUUUUUUAAGUUAUUUUAUGAUGAAACACGGCACUUGAUGCUACAGGCUAUAAAUGGCUGCAUGCUGGAAUAUCUGAAAGGGAAAGACACAUGAACAAGAGAAGAAGGGUUGCCCUCUGUUGGCUACCAGAGGUCUAUUUUCUUUAAUAAAUUCAUUGAUAUUUUUUUUUACUCAGAGAGCGGCAUUAAGGCUAUCCAGCACGCUUUUCAGAUGUGUAAUCAUUAUGUAACAACAACUGACUUCAUCAAUGUUGUGAAGUACUGUACACAAUAGCUUUAUUUUCUUUCUUUUGUGUGUGUGUGUGUGUGUAAGUAAAAAAGAGACAGUAGCUGAAUGCGCUGUGCCUACUGCAAGCAGAUCUUGCCAUGCUGGCGUCCAACUUUUUUUUCAGGCCAGUGCGACCACUUUGCCAAUGGUCAUUGUUGUGUUACUAAAAGAAAAAAACCGCUGCUUUCGCUUUGUAUCAAAAAAAAAAAAACAUUUGGAAUUCACUUUAUAAUCUCCUUUCAGUAUUUUAUUAACAUCCUAGUCAUCACUGUGAAAGCAGGCUGGGUUUUUUUUAUUUAUGAAGGUACAUUGAGAAGAUGCAUUUUUUUGAAUAUGUUGUGGUUCUUCUUCUUCUUUUUUAAAUCUAUGAGUGUAAGAAUAUCUAGGGGUGACUCAAGCUGCUUCAGACUCGUAGUAUAAACUGCCCCGUGUGGAGGUAGACCUGCCACUCCCCUCCUCACCCAUCACCACCACCAUAUCCCCAGAAACCUUCCCCCUCCCCACCCUCCCCCAAUCUUGACCCAUGUAGAAGACUUCCUCCUCCUCCUCCUCCCAUUUAAAAAAGGACUCUGUUUGGUUGCCUUUUGCCAGCUACCUCGACUAUAAAGUAUUCUCAAGUUGUUCAGCUCUCUCCACCACUCUGCCACGUUGUUUGUUUUUUUUGUUUUUUUUUUUGAGUCUGAAGAGAUUCACAAUUUUGUCUGUGAUCAUCCGCAUGCCAGUAUGUUUUUUUCUCUCUCUCUCUUCCUUCUUCUUCUGUGUAGCCUAACAGACAGACAGACAGACAGAUGGACUUCAGUAUACAGAAGAUGCAAUGAACCCAUCCCUGCAUCCUUAGUCGGGACAGUUUAUUUUUACACUACAACCAAACCAAUUCUGACGUGAUUUUUUUUCCUUUCUGCAAGGGAGUCUGUGGUUCUCUGUCUCUGUCACUGCCGUUGUUGCAUGUUUUCCCUAUAAACCUCCACCCCUCUCUCACUAUCUCUUUUUAUCAGCCUGUUUGGUCGUUUAUUUUUUUAUCUUUUCCAGUCAUACAAAAUAUGGAAUUGUAUCGCAUGACUUAUAAAUGCAGGGAGUUUUAUUGCACAAAAAUGCGGAGCCUUGUGCGCCCCCAGUGUUUGUACGGGGUAACUGCAGGAGCCAAGGCUUUGGAAUAGUUACUACUACUGAGCAGGACCCUAAUACUGUUGGACGAUGAAGACUUAGAACAACACAUGACUGUUGCAGGAUGUCACAGAAAAGGAAAACACGAAAAAAAAAAAAUUUGGUUCCACAAACUUGCCUGCUGCAUUUUAAAAGUCAUGGCACCCUAACAUUUGUAUCAAUGCUGCUUGUAUGUUUCCUUUUUUUUGUUAAAGUUGAUGUUUUUUUUUAAAGCCUACUGCUCAAAUGGCCAACAAACAGUUGUAUCAAAUCUUCACAGCAGUACUGGCUCACCUCAUGAGAAGCUGCUGAGAGAAUGUGUGUUUUCUUCUUUUUGUUUUUUAAAUUGAAGUGUGUGUGUGUGUGUAUAUAUGCUUCUCAUGAGGGCCCCCGUGCCCCGCUGUGUUAAAAAACAGUCAAUCCAGACUGAGAACAUCCCACAAUUUAAAACCUGGAACAAACACAAAGUAACUGAAGCGAUAUAGACCCACUACAUCUUGGUAUAUACAUUGGUAUCAGGCAACAAAUGAAAUAUGCAUCGCUUGUCUUAAACUUGAUGUUUUUUCUUUUUUCUUUUUUUUGGUUUGAAUAUUGCACUGAUGACUGUUGUUGAAAAGUUGGCUUUUAUGUGUCGACAUUUAAAUUUUUUUCUGAAUAGAAAAAAAAACAAACACAACAAAAUACUAUUGUAUAAAUAUAUGCUCCAGGUGAUAAUGUCCUAAUGUGUGUGUUACUUUGUGAAAGAGACAUGAUGUUUUUUUUAACAAAGAUGCGUGUAUCUCUGUGAUUGGGUGUAUGUAUAUAUACAUAUGGAUAUAUAUAUCAACGCUGAUGAUGAGGACGAUGAUGAUAUCUUGGGGCACUUUCUUUUCUGAAGUGCUGUCUUCCUGUUUGUUUUGAAAGGGGAAUAAUACAUUUGAUGGUAAGAUCAUUGUAACAUGAUUAAAAAAAUAUUGCACGGUUGUGUGGUUGUUUGGCUUACCAGGGUCAUAACAUUUAUGACGUAAGGAGCCAGCUGCCGGAUUGGUGUACAUGAGUUGAGAUGAUUUUUUUAAUUAAAUUUUUUUUUUUUAAGUGCUGACUUCUUUGGACCAAGUUGUGUUUCUGGUCUUGCUUCAUUUCAAGCAAGGGGGAAACAGCUGAUUUUUCAUGAGUGAUGCAGAUGUUCCAUCAUGUUUAAUUUUUUUUUGUUUGUUUGUUUGUAUUCUUUUAUUUUUGAACGUUUGUAACACUGUGAUGAUGACGUGAUGUCAUGUGGAGAUGAGUGCUGUAUUAUUUUUGUACGUUUGUGUACAAGCCAGUAAAGAAAAUCAUUAAACUCAAAAUUCACUGUG